Messenger RNA from Musca vetustissima, 885 nucleotides. RefSeq names its product serine protease 7-like. Gene Ontology annotation, biological process: proteolysis. The transcript is spliced from 4 exons. The record is from RefSeq and is a predicted model, not a curated record. Gene Ontology annotation, molecular function: serine-type endopeptidase activity. Lineage: Eukaryota; Metazoa; Arthropoda; Insecta; Diptera; Muscidae. Bases 1 to 885 code for a protein of 294 amino acids.
AUGGCAAAAUUGGUAUUUCUACUUUUAUUUGCGACAACGCUAGUGGUGAAUAGUUGUAUUGCCCGUAAAAUUGGUUUUCGUCGCAAUAAUUUUCCCUAUCUUGACGAUGGAGCUACAUCACGUAUUUUUAGCGGACAUAAGGCAGAUCUGGGAGAAUUUCCAUGGUUGGUAAAUUUGGAGUAUCGAUCACUUCACAAUAAAUUGGAGUUGUUAUGUGCCGGCAGCAUUAUCAAUCGUCGUUUUAUUCUAACAGCUGCUCAGUGUGUGACGGGUAAAAUGGAGUCCAUUGGAAAACUGAUAUCUGUUCGUGUCGGUGAACAUGAUAUACGUACUGAUCUUGAUUGUGAGGGGAAUAUUUGUGUUGAUCCAUACCAACGAUUCAAAAUCGAGAGAUAUAUCGUUCAUCCCGACUACUAUGUUGACGGACAUAAUAGGAUAUAUAAUGAUAUAGCAUUAGUGCAACUUAAUAACGAUAUUGUAUAUUCUAAAUCUAUUGCGCCUAUAGGUCUACCCGAGAAGAAUUUACCAUCGUUGAUACCGGGACAAAAAUUAACAGUUGGUGGUUGGGGAGCUGGUUGGAUGGAUGAAGUCUGGUAUGGAAAAAAUAUACCAGUUAAACAACUUGAAAAUGUUCCCUAUGUUCUUAAUGAAAAUUGUGAAAUGGCCAAUAGUACAAGUCACUUAUGUGCUGGCGAAUUUCGAAAGGAUAGUUGUGAUGGUGAUGGUGGUGGUUCAUUGAUUCGUUUUGUGAAUCACAAACCAAUCAUUGAGGGUAUUGUUUCCUAUGGCUACGGAUGUGGAAUGGAAACACCUUCAGUUUAUACUCGCGUCUCAUCGUUUUACGAUUGGAUUCGUGAUAAUGCUGUACCCGUUAAACAUGAAUAA